CGGAGCUGACAAGACGACCAACCAGCCUAAAGGAGAGAAGUCUUCAGUAUUUUGACAGAUGGAGACCAUGAAGAGUGCUAGGAAGACUGAAACAGGGGACAUUGGGAGUGACCUAUCAGAGCAGGUCAAAGCAGCCACUAAGGACGGCCAUGUCAGAGCUGAAAACACACAGCUGAUGCUGAGUUACCAGAAGGGUCACAUCACCCUGCCUCAGUACAAGGUCCUGUUGUGUUCCCUCCACGAGAUUUACAAAGCGCUCGAGGACGAGCUGGACAGAAAUUCUUCCCAUCCAGCUGUGGCACCGAUAUACUUCCCUCAGGAACUGGCCCGUCUGGAAACGCUGGAGAAGGAUCUGGAGCACUUCUUGGGCUCCGGCUGGAGGAAGAGGGUGGUCGUUCCCGCAGCCACGCACAGAUAUGAACAGAGACUACGACAGAUUGGCAAAGAGAGGCCCGAGCUGCUGGUGGCCCACGCCUACACGCGCUACCUCGGCGACCUCUCGGGAGGUCAAGUGCUGGGGAAGAUUACCCAGAAAUCUCUGGGGCUGAGCAGCCAAGAGGGGCUUUCGUUCUUCUCCUUCCCCGGCGUGACCAGCCCCAACCGCUUCAAGCAGCUGUACAGGAGCCGGAUGAACGGCAUCGAGCUGACGGAGGAGGAGAGGGCGGCGGUGCUGGAGGAGGCCGUCGCCGCAUUCGAGCUCAACAUCCAGGUUUUUGAUGACUUGCAGAAAAUGUUGAGUGUCACAACAGAAGCGGAGGACCAAUCAGCGGGCAACGUCGUCAGAACUGCCACGUUCCCAUCUUUACCCAUCGUGGGGUUAUGUGUGGCUCUCACCACUAUUGGACUGGGAAUCUACUCCUUGUAGAUUUUACCAGCACUUUUUAUAUAUGCACACGCAGCACUUAACUAAUGAAUUAAUGCAACAAAUAAAAUCAAGACAGAA
Messenger RNA from Anarrhichthys ocellatus (wolf-eel), 943 nucleotides. It is a transcript of the gene hmox1a, whose product is annotated as heme oxygenase 1a. Lineage: Eukaryota; Metazoa; Chordata; Actinopteri; Perciformes; Anarhichadidae. Gene Ontology annotation, molecular function: heme oxygenase (decyclizing) activity; heme binding. The transcript has 6 exons. Gene Ontology annotation, biological process: heme catabolic process; response to oxidative stress; heme oxidation. The record is from RefSeq and is a predicted model, not a curated record. The coding region runs from base 59 to 865 and encodes 268 amino acids.